UAAUGAUAGAUAAUAAUAAAGCAUCUAUCAAAAGUUUCUGGGUGAUAUCCAUAUAAUAAUUAAUUAAUGGGAAGGCAACCUUGCUGUGAUAAACUUGGAGUGAAGAAGGGGCCAUGGACAGCUGAGGAAGACAGUAAGCUCAUGGCCUUCAUCCUCACCAAUGGCCAAUGCUGCUGGCGGGCCGUGCCGAAGCUUGCCGGCCUUCGCCGCUGCGGCAAGAGCUGCCGUCUCCGGUGGACUAAUUACCUCCGCCCUGACCUCAAGAGAGGACUUCUAAGUGAAACUGAGGAGAAACUGGUCAUUGAUCUUCAUGCUCUUCUUGGUAAUAGAUUUGGAAUUGUAGUUGCUGAAUUUGUCUAUAAUAAGGACACUUACACCGGAAGAUGGUCGAAGAUUGCUUCAAGAUUACCAGGAAGGACAGAUAAUGAGAUCAAAAAUCAUUGGAACACCCACAUUAAGAAAAAACUUCUUAAGAUGGGAAUAGAUCCUGUUACACAUGAACCUAUCAGCAACUACCCAAAGACAACAAAUGAUAGUCAAUCAUCGAUAACCACUGACAAACCGCCGGCAACCUCUUCGCCGGACUCUGACAAAACAUGUGAUCAACAUCAGGUAGAAGCUGUACCUCAUAGUACAUCCCCCAUAGAUGGCACCUCAGAAGAGCAGAGCUCUUCCUCUAUUACCACCAAUGAUGAAUCCCAUCUGAUCAUAGAUAUCAUGGGUGAUGAAGACGAUCCCCUGCUCAGCUCCUUACUCGAAAACCAUGCAACAAUUCCUCCAUCACCUACUGUUGACCAGCCGUCAUUAAUCUUUGACUUCAAUGAUCUUAAUAUCCCAACAUUGGUUGACAAUGACUUGGAUUGGCUGUUAAACUGUCAAGAUUUCGGGAUCAAUGGUUUUGGAUGUGAUGAUUGCUUCAACGAUGACACUGCGGAAUUGCACAUUUUCAACACCGUAGAAUCUGACGACAAGUCACAAUAAUUUCACUAUAUUAUUAUUAAGAUAAGAAAAUCAUUACUACUACUGUCAAGUUAAAUGCAAUCAAGAAUGUCUUCAUAGGUAGGUAGCUAGAUUAACAUCAAAGUACAAGAAGUUCUUCAACACUAAGUGGUACUGGUCAUGCUACACAAAGGUAACAUGAUAUCUGUAUAAUAAAGUGAGGUAGUUUUUUUAGUAGUUUAUACGUAGUACCCUGGAAGAUAUAUUGAAGAAAAAUCCAAUUGAAAAUGAUGAGUUGUUAGUUUCCAAAUUGUAUUUGAUCUUGUACUUUUAAAAAAAUUGUCUCUCAUAGGCCAUAUUGUGAGUUGUGACUACAAUAUAAUGAGUUUUCCUAGAAAGGAAUUCAACUUUGCUCCACAUUUGAGACAAAA
Molecule: messenger RNA, 1370 nt
Organism: Cuscuta europaea
Lineage: Eukaryota; Viridiplantae; Streptophyta; Magnoliopsida; Solanales; Convolvulaceae
Source: the annotation of a GenBank genome assembly